CGGGGGGGGGCCCGCUCCCAGCCCGCCCCUCUCGCCGGCGGCGCCGCGCUGACCCGCUGCUCUGCCCGCAGGUCUCCAGCCGGCGCCGGGACCAGCUCCAGCUCUGCUCCCCCCCUCCCCGCCUCCCUCCCCCCCUCCCCGUCCGGUUUUUAUUCGCGCCCCCCUUGUUUUCUGCCCGCGGCGCCGCCUCCCUCCAUCCCCAGCCCCACCCCCCACGCAGCAAAAUGGUGCAGAAGAAACCCGAAAUCCAAGGUUUCCACCGCUCCUUCAAGGGCCAAAACCCCUUCGAUCUGGAGUUCGACCAGUCCAACCACCUGGAGUGCGUCUUCAACUUCGAGUGCCCGCCCCGUCCUGACAUGCCAUCAAGCCAACCCAUCGAUAUCCCCGAUGCUAAGAAGAGGAACAAGAAAAAGAAGCGCUGCAGAGCCACCGACAGCUUCUCCGGCAGGUUUGAAGAUGUUUACCAGCUGCAGGAGGAGGUGCUCGGUGAAGGCGCUCAUGCCCGGGUCCAGUCCUGUGUUAACCUCAUCACCAGCAAGGAGUACGCAGUGAAGAUCAUUGAAAAGCGCCUGGGACACAUCCGGAGCAGGGUCUUCCGGGAGGUGGAGAUGUUGUACCAGUGCCAAGGACACAGGAAUGUCCUGGAGCUGAUCGAGUUCUUCGAGGAGGAGGAUCGCUUUUACCUGGUCUUCGAGAAGAUGCGGGGAGGCUCUAUCCUGACGCACAUCCAUCGGAGGCGCCACUUCAAUGAGCUCGAGGCCAGCGUGGUGGUGCAGGAUAUCGCCAGCGCCCUCAAUUUUUUGCACAACAAAGGAAUAGCGCACAGGGAUUUAAAACCAGAAAAUAUUCUCUGCGAGAGCCCCGACCAGGUCUCCCCGGUGAAGAUCUGCGAUUUCGACCUGGGAAGCGGCAUCAAGCUCAACGGCGAUUGCUCGCCCAUCUCCACCCCGGAGCUGCUCACCCCGUGCGGCUCCGCCGAGUACAUGGCCCCCGAGGUGGUGGAGGCCUUCAACGAGGAGGCGUCCAUCUACGACAAGCGCUGCGACCUGUGGAGCCUGGGCGUCAUCCUCUACAUCAUGCUGAGCGGCUACCCGCCCUUCGUGGGCCACUGCGGCUCCGGCUGCGGCUGGGACCGCGGCGAGGCCUGCCACACCUGCCAGAACAUGCUCUUCGAGAGCAUCCAGGAAGGCAAGUACGAGUUUCCCGACAAGGACUGGGCGCACAUCUCCUUCGGAGCCAAAGACCUCAUUUCCAAGCUGCUGGUGAGGGACGCCAAGAAGCGGCUCAGCGCCGCCCAGGUCCUGGAGCACCCCUGGGUGCAGGGGUGCGCCCCGGAUAACACCCUGCCCACCCCCAUCAUCCUGCAGAGGAACAGCAGUGCCAAAGAGCUCACCUCCUUCGCCGCCGAGGCCAUCGCCGUCAACCGGCAGCUGACGCGGCGCGAUGAGGACGAGGAGGAGGAGGAGGCGGCCGCGGCGGCCCCCAUCAUCAUCAAAGCUACCUCAUGGGCCAUGCAGCUCUCGCCCCCCUCCGAGUCCAAGCUGGCCAAGCGGCGGCAGAAGAGCAGCCUGGCCAAGGCAGUGGCCGCUGGCCAGCACCUGGUGGCCCCGCCGCUGGUGCUGGUGGCCGACCAGGCCUGAGCACCGCCCCGCCGCUGCUGUGUGCUGGCCCCUCUCUCCUUUUCUUUUCUUUUUUCUUUUUUUUUUUAAAAAAAACAAGAAAAACAAAAAAAACAACACACCCUGUUUCUAGCUAGGGACAAGAUCAGGACUCUUCCCUGUUGGCUGGUUUCCAAGGUUUUUGCUGAUCUUGUAAGUCUGGGGGUGGGAGGGUUUGUUUAAGAACUAUAUAUAUAUAUAUAUAUAUUUUUUCCCCCUAAGGUAUUAAAUCCAAGCGUGAGGUUGCUUCUCCCGGGGCACGUUCAAGGACAGACGCACGGACUCUGUGUUUCUUGACUCCUGGUUUCUCCUCUGACUUCCCCCCGCCCCCCACCCUCCCCCCACCCCACCCCAACACCAAAGGACUCUUUGUACCCGGCGGCUGCUUUGACGAUUUCGGCUCGUUUCGUACUGUGAACAAAAGGCCCUCGGCCGCCUUCGCGGCGGCGGCAGACCCUCGGCUCCCCCUCUGCGGCUGCAGGUUUCUCACUGAUCUCCGGCGGGGGGGGGGGUGGAUCGAUCCUGUCGGCGAGGUGGUGGUGGGGGGAAACGGAUGGAGCCCAGUUGGGAGGCACCUGCGGGCGGAGGAGAAAAGCGGGGCGAGCCGUUGCCCGCGAGGGAGCAGGGACUUACUGAGCAGCCUGCUUCAAAAUAAGCUAUUUCCCCCACACACACCCCUCUUUUUUUUUUUUUUUUUUUAUUGUUAUUGGUUUUAAACUGCUAGCUGGGCUUUUUUCCAGAGCUGGCAUGGAGAAAUGUCUUCCUCAGUGCCCCUGCCCAGCACGGUGGGCUGGCGCUGCUGAGCGGCUCCCGGGGCGGAGGGGGCUCGGAGGGGCGCCCUGAAAUUGGGGACGGUGCCCAGGUUUGGGCGAUGUGCAGGGUUUUCGGCGAGGGGGCUCGCCGGCGCCCGGCGAGACCGCUGGGGUGGCGAAGCGCCAGCUUAAAAUAGCCAGUUUUGAGGGGAGAAGAGGGGGGAAAAAAAUAAUUAUUUUUUGGGGGAGCUUUGGCCAAAAGGCUGUGGGCUGGCUCCAAGCACACGCCUGUGCAUGCAUGUGCAUGCGUGUUGCAUGCAUGUCCCCCUCCAGCAGCAAAUGGCCCAGCUCCCCCUGUCCCACGUCCCCUCCGUGUCCCUUCCCACCCCAAAGCCCCCCCUGCCCCCUGGGGCCCAUGGCGAGGGAAGCUGCCCCCCCCCAAAAAAACCAUAUCCCCUUUGCGCUCGAUGCUUUGAGCUUUCUUUUUUUUCUUUUUUUUUCUUUUUUAUUUUUUGGAAAAGCAGCACGCACGGCUGGAGGGCUCGGGGGAGCUUUGCCCAGAGCCGGGAAGAGCCUCCCCAGGGGGCUUUUGUCGAAGCCGGUCGCUGUCUCAGAAUAAAGUUCUCCGUUUUAUUUUAGGACUGCUGACAGCAAUACUAUGCAAUAUACGUUGUUGGGGUUUUUUCUUGUUUUUGUUUCAGGGAGGUGCGUGCGUGGAUUAGCACGGGAGAUGAUCUUGAGCGCUGACGGCGGUCGGGGGAAAGGACUGGCAAUUUUGGCCCUUCCCGGCUGAGCGACGGGAAGGGCAACGCCGGCUGCCCCAAAACCGCCUCGCACUCGCGCUCUUCCUCCCUCCUCCUCCUCCUCUGGGUGCCCCCGGCACUGGGGGCCAUGGAGGGGACCGGGGGCCUUGGGGUCACCUGCCCCUGCCCCGAGCAGGCUGUGUCCCCCCCCCCUCAGAGAGGCAUCUUUAGAGGAGAGAAAAAAAAAGAAAAAAAAAUCCAUCUUGAUUGUACAUUGUUACAUUUUAUAGCUUAUUUUGUUUUAUCAGUUGUAGAUAAUUCCUUGUUGUCUUAUAUUAAGAAAUACUUGAAUGAUGUACAGUACGUGAUGCCUUGAGCUGGUAUUGUGAAAGCUGUUGUUAAUGCUGCACGCCGCAGCCUUUUUCUUUUCCUUUUUAAAAAUCGUGGGAAGGAGAUGGUGGGGGAAUAUCUCUGAAUUUUUCCUCCCUCCCCCCCCCCCCCCACCUGUGAUUUUUCUUGGCAAGCCAAGCUUCCCACCUGGAAGAUUUAUCUUUUUACCUACCCUCAUGAAAGGCUUGGGCAGGGGCACGUCCUUGAUGCUGGAGCCCCAGCCCCCACCGCAGCUCUGCGGGAGCAUUUUCGGGCGCCGCUCGGCUUAGCCGGCCCUUUUUUCCCUGGCUCUGUGGCCGGUGUUGGAAGGGGACUGUGGCGAGGGGCCGUCGCUUCUCCUGGGGCUGGUUUCCCAACGGAUGCUCCCCCUGACCGGUUCGGCAGUGCCUGGCGGCACCCUGCCUGCCGUGGCCCUUUGCCUGCCUCCUUGUGCUCUUGCAAAGCCUUUCCCACCCUGAAAAGCAUCUGUCCUGGAAACCACCUUAAAAAGUCCUUUUUUUUUUUUUUUUUUUUUGGUUUAUGUUAAGCUGGAAACUUUAAGUAUUUUGGCUCCCUCCACCCCAUCCCUUCUUCGACUGACUAACUCAACUUAGAACUGGUUAGAAACUUUUACUGUGAAGCUAUUUUUUUUUUUUUUUUAAUCAAUAUGGGAGGAACUUUUCUCCGUUUUACAACUGAUGAAGACUGCCAAAGCUGGUUCGACAAGAGUCACGUUAACGCGCACUGCUGGUUUGUACAACAGCAGCCUCCGGUCGGGGCGGGGAGGGGGGGCUGGCUUGAAAAUAAAAAUGAAAACAAACAAACUGAAAAAAAAAUUAAAAAGAAAAAAAAACAAAAAACAAGCACUUUACUGUAUGUACCAGGUGAACUGAUACAGCUGAAUUGAAGUUUUCCUUUAUAACAAUUGUUGAUGCCAGAAUUUUGUAUUCUGUUUUGUAAGAAUUUAAUAAAAAUGCGUUGAGACCUACGAGAGAA
Molecule: messenger RNA, 4518 nt
Organism: Rhea pennata
Lineage: Eukaryota; Metazoa; Chordata; Aves; Rheiformes; Rheidae
Gene: MKNK2
Product: MAPK interacting serine/threonine kinase 2
Biological process (GO): intracellular signal transduction; protein autophosphorylation; peptidyl-serine phosphorylation
Cellular component (GO): nucleus; cytoplasm
Molecular function (GO): calcium-dependent protein serine/threonine kinase activity; ATP binding; calmodulin binding
Source: RefSeq, a predicted model, not a curated record